Amphibalanus amphitrite is the source of this 557-nucleotide messenger RNA. It is a transcript of the gene ATPsynF, whose product is annotated as putative ATP synthase subunit f, mitochondrial. Gene Ontology annotation, molecular function: proton-transporting ATP synthase activity, rotational mechanism. The record is from RefSeq and is a predicted model, not a curated record. NCBI's taxonomy places the organism in Eukaryota, Metazoa, Arthropoda, Thecostraca, Balanomorpha, Balanidae. Gene Ontology annotation, biological process: proton motive force-driven mitochondrial ATP synthesis. The transcript is spliced from 3 exons. The coding region runs from base 104 to 430 and encodes 108 amino acids.
GCACUAUAAAGUUCAGCUGAUCUUUUUCUCUCUGGAUCUCGCUGUCUCGAUUCCGUCGUUUCCCCGGGAGGUUAUACCGAAAUUCGGGCCGGGACCAGCAAAUAUGGGUUUCGGCGAAUACCCAGCGGAGUACAACGCCAAGGUGCAUGGGCCCUAUGACCCUGCCCGGUGGUAUGGCAAGGCCGACACUCCGCUGGCUCAGACCAAGCUUGGUGAGCUGGGAGCGUGGCUGGGACGCCGCCAGAAGUCACCCCAGGCCGUGACGGCCGCCGUCAGCCGAGGCUACUGGCGCUGGCUGCACAAGUACGUGCACCCGAAACGGUCUGGCCUGACGCCGUUCCUGCAGGUGAUUGCCGCCUCCUCGGCCUUCUUCUACGUGCUCAACUACACCAAGAUCAAGGCGCACCGCAUCCACAAGUACCACUGGUAGACUCAACGGGCCGACACCGGUGUCAGUGUACGUUUCAGACCGGUGUCAGUGUCAGUGUCCGCCGGUGUCAGUGAUAGCGGGGACGGUGUCGAUAGGAAUACGUGAGAAUAUACAACUACACACUGCG